GCCGGGAUGGAGCUGCGGGCGCAGCUGACCGGGCGCGACGGACAGGAGCGGUCGCUUCGCGUGCCCUGCCAGCCUGAGGCCGGCGCCGGUGGGGAGCUACGGGGGCUGCUGCGCGGCCUGUCCCAGCUGCAGGAGCAGGUCUCGGCGCUACUCGCGCCCCUAGUGGAGCAAGAGAGUGGGGGGCUCGCGGGGGCGGGGACCGCAGCGGGGUCGCUGGGUGAUGUUGAGGAGGAAGAGGCGGAGGAGGAAGAUGAAGAAAACAACACUGAUGUCAAAACAUAUGUGGAUGGACCACCUUUAAAACGGACAAAAAGUCAGCACUCCUGACUAUUGCCUUAAAAGCUAUUUAAUUUAAAAAAAAAAAAAAAAAAAAAGACUUUUCUGCUGUUGCAAAUGUUAGUGUUUAUUGUAUUUUUGUACCUCUGGAAGAAACUAUUUUUGGAAACUAGACAACUGCAUUUGUGUUCCUUUUGGUUAAGUUUUAGAAGGAAAAAUGCCUUUUUCUUUUUCUGGUAUUUAAUGUUACUAAUAAAAUACCUGACAAAAAGAGAGUGAAGUGUUAUGUAGUAGAUUCUCUUACAUGGAAAGAAAUUAAUUCUUAAAUAUUUGGGAGGAAGAAAUUAUGGAUUGCCAGUGUCAAGAGGAACCUUUGUUUGCAGAUGUCUCUUUACUAAUCUGGCCACUAAAGUUUUGAAUCUUUUAAAAGUCAAUAUUAUUUUGUACUGCUUCUGAGCUCCCUGUAUUUUUCCUGCCACUUUUAAAAUAGAGUAAGUUACAGUUUAAAAAAAAAAAGAAAAAGAAAAAGCAAGUUACUCUGCUGAAAUAUAUUAAACUACAAGAAACAAACUAACAAUUUUAUAUAAGGGUGCUGUUGAUAGGGGACUGUAUAAAAUAACUGGAGUAUUCCAGAUCUGCUUAAAUACAUUAGCAAGGAAGUAGUUAUUUAAAAAAAAAAAAAAAGGAGGGGGGAAAAAAACGUUGUUGAUCAGCUUCACAAGAAGCCAAAAAGAUCUGUUUAUGGUGUUGGGUCUCAGAUACAUUUGUGGUUAACACUUAACUUUACAAAGAAAGACGCAUAGGUAUUUGGAAUCACAAUAAUGUGGCUUUUGGUGCCACCAUAAUUCAAAUAAUAAAUAACUACAAAAGUGCCAUAAUUUGAAAUGAAUACUAAAAUACAGUGUUAAACCAAUAAAUGCAAGAAAUUGUCAGGAGAAUUGUGUCAGUUAUGUAACACCAACAGUGUCUUAUCUAUCUAAAAAAAACAUAACCUACCUCACAACAAUGUUCUAAGGAUGAAUUGGAUUAUAAAACACCCUGGAAGUGUUAAGUAUUGUGUAAGAAUUUGUCUUUAUUUGGAUAUGGGCAUUAAGUACAGUAAGCAUUGUCAGUUUUGCGGUUCACUCGGUUGACAAUGUGUCUGAUCUGUUAAUUAGUUUUGUGUGGUUUAGCCAUUACAUCAGAUAUGAAUAAAACAAAGAAAUAAACUGCUUUUAUAGGUC
Molecule: messenger RNA, 1499 nt
Organism: Dermochelys coriacea (leatherback sea turtle)
Lineage: Eukaryota; Metazoa; Chordata; Testudines; Dermochelyidae
Gene: GON7
Product: GON7 subunit of KEOPS complex
Exons: 2
Coding region: 7-327 (106 amino acids)
Cellular component (GO): EKC/KEOPS complex
Source: RefSeq, a predicted model, not a curated record